Molecule: messenger RNA, 4932 nt
Organism: Acinonyx jubatus (cheetah)
Lineage: Eukaryota; Metazoa; Chordata; Mammalia; Carnivora; Felidae
Gene: SPIRE2
Product: spire type actin nucleation factor 2
Exons: 15
Coding region: 2213-4111 (632 amino acids)
Biological process (GO): establishment of meiotic spindle localization; actin filament polymerization; actin filament network formation
Cellular component (GO): cytoplasmic vesicle membrane; cell cortex
Molecular function (GO): actin binding
Source: RefSeq, a predicted model, not a curated record
GGUGUGGUAAAGCACUGGGUGCCACAGGAGUGGCAGUGAGUCUCCUGUCUCUGUUUGUACCUCGCCCAGCAGCCCUCCAGGUGCAUGUGAGUGCUUUCACAGGAUUUCGGGUCCUAGUGUUCGGAAGAGGAAGGGGCUCUGUAGAGUGCACCUGGUCAGGGUCCCGUGCGCAUUUCUCGGUGAUGUAAAACAUCGUCCAUGUGCCCUGUGACCUUCCUGGCCUCUACCUGGGGAGGGUGUGAGCGCUGGGAAGGACACCUGCCUGGGUGUGACUGUGUGAGCCAGGUGUUUGUAGAUCUCAUUCCUGAUUCAGUCUCACCUCUGAGCAGAGAUUACCUCACAGGAAGGCGUCCCCCAAUAAGCCAUGCUCUCUGUCCAGACAUCUGUGAGCCUGGGGCUGGCUGUCACAGAUGACCAAGAGAAGCCUGUGUGGCCACUUUGGCUGGCCCAGUACCUAACUGGCCAUUUGCAGCCUCUGCCCUGUGCUCUUAGGAGAGGUUGAAGCUGUCAAGGUGUCUUUGGGGUCCCUGUGUACCCUCGAGAUUGGCUUAUGAGACACAGCCCCAGGGUCUCUGCCUCCUUCAGGGCCCUGGUCACCCCCACUGCAACCCCCACCACCCAGGUCUUCACAGAGAAGGGGUUCUCUGUCCCCUGUGAUGGAAUCAACUAUCUUCUCAAUUGGGCACCAGGGGGUGACCUGUGGGGGCCGGAAGUAUGUGAGUGGCUCCCACAAAGGAAGCAUUGUGGUAUUGGUUCGUCUGGUCCUGGGAUGUGGCCAUUUGAACAAAUAUGCCAGUGAGUAUCAGCUGCAGGAAGGCGCCAGGGUUUCGCUCUGAUCCUGUUUGACUCCUCAGAGGGAGUUUGACCUCCAAUGAGGACCUAGUCAAGGAGGAAACUUGCCUGGAAACGGCAGGUCAGUAAGUAGGCAAAUCAGCACGCGUGGAUUCCGGGGCUCCUGUCACUGUCUUAGCUCCGCCUGGAAACCCCACUUGUUCGGUGUCGAGGGCAUCUGGGUCUGCAAAGGAGAGAAGGCAGAACGGUUUACAAGCAGGGCACAAGGGUUUCCUUUGGCUGCUGUAAACAAGUUACACAAGCUCACUGCUCAAAACAGCUCGAAUUUAUUCUGUUACAGUCGGAGAAGCCAGAAGUCCAGGAUAAUGUCUUUGCCUUAAGGUCAGCAGAUUAGCAGCCUUACUCCCAAAUGCUACCCCAGUCCCCUUGCAACUUAACAUAACACGUCCACAGGUCCCGGGGAUUGGAAUGUGGACAGGUUGGGGGCCAUUAUUUGGCCCACCGUGGAGGGGAAAGUCACAUGGGUUGAAUGGUCACUGUUCUGUCACCUGGAUUCCAUCAUCAGUGACAUCAGAACACGGGUUCUGGAAUUAUGUUCCAUCUAAUGCUUUACAGGGGCUGUUCUCACUUGAGUCCAGCGGUGGAUGUGACAGACCCUCAGAUUGCUAGGUCCCACCCUGAUGAGCCCGAUACUGCCUGGGGCUGGGGUGGCCCUAAGAUCUGCAUUUUCAGCAGGUUCCCAUGAUGCUGCUGCUGCUGGUUCCAGGACCCACUCUGUGACCCCCAGUCGACCGUGUGUGGUUUCCCCAGGCCACACCCUGUGUUGGGACACCCCCAGGGCCAAGACUCCUUUCUCUUGAGGUGACUGGGAUGGUCAGUGAGCGAGGGGGACAACGCACGGUCUGGGUGUUGGCUUCAGAGCCAGGCUAGCCGUGGAUUGGAUCUCAGCCAGGUGACCUUGGCCAAGUUCCUCACCCUUCCCGGGCUACGCAGUGGGGCAGCGGGGAGGACUACAGGAGGGGAUCCCUUGAAGAGCACUCAGGGAGUUCAAGUAAGCCAUCCUUAGGCGAGCGGGGAGGAACGCCUCCAAACGUACUGCAUUUCAAGGCUGCGGCCCGUGUGCUGUGGCCAUGAGUGGGGCCUUCCCAGGCUUAGCCCCAGGGCACACUGGCAGGCACUGGGUGGGGAAGUUCUGCAGGAGCAGAGGAACGCUGACCGUUCCCUCACCAGGACUGUGUGAAAAUGCAAGGGUUAACUGAUCCUUACGCUUGCAUUGUGGGAGUUCUCUGGCCCACACGCAUUUCCCUGACUUGGGUCUUUCCUGGAAUUGAUUCGGGUGACGUUGGUCCUGGGUCCUUGCUGCUGGGCGAGGACACCCCACCCUGUGGUGUCAGUUCACGGAGAAGCAGAGUCCACAACGAUGGUGUUGUCACCAGCCAGCUCAGAAGCCCAGAUGGUGCAGUCCCUGGGCUUUGCCAUUUACCGCGCGCUGGACUGGGGCCUGGACGACAGCCAGGAACGAGAGCUGAGCCCACAGCUGGAGCGGCUCAUCGACCUCAUGGCCAACAACGACUGUGAGGAUGGCGUCUGCGGGGCUGCGGAUGAAGGCUACGGGGGCCCGGAAGAGGAAGAGGAGGCGGAGGGCGGCCCCCGCGCCGUGCGCACCUUCGCCCAGGCCAUGCGGCUCUGUGCGGGGCGCCUGACGGACCCGCGGGGCGCCCAGGCGCACUACCAGGCCGUGUGCCGCGCCCUCUUCGUGGAGACGCUGGAGCUGCGGGCCUUCCUGGCCAGGGUCCGGGAGGCCAAGGAGAUGCUGCAGAAGCUUCGGGACGAUGAACUGCAGGUAGAGAAGCCUCUGGCGGAGCUUGACAACCUGGGACACACAGACUGGGCCCGGCUGUGGGUCCAGCUCAUGCGGGAGCUCCGCCACGGAGUGAAGCUGAAGAAGGUGCAGGAGCGAGAGUUCAACCCCUUGCCCACCGAGUUCCAGCUCACCCCCUUCGAGAUGUUGAUGCAGGACAUCCGCGCCAGGAACUAUAAGCUGCGCAAGGUCAUGGUCGAUGGAGAUAUCCCUCCCAGGGUGAAGAAGGAUGCCCAUGAACUCAUCCUGGACUUCAUCCGCUCCCGGCCUCCGCUGAAACAGGUCUCAGAGAGAAGGCUUCGCCCCUUACCCCAAAAGCAGAGGACCCUGCAUGAGAAGAUCCUGGAGGAGAUCAAGCAGGAGCGGAGGCUGCGCCCGGUGGGGGCCGAGCACUGGCGUGGCCGGGGGUUUGGCUCUCUGCCCUGCAUCCUCAAUGCCUGUUCUGGGGACACCAAGUCCCCUUCCUGCAUCAACCUGUCUGUCAUGGACGCCGGGAACAACACCCAACGCCCACGGCCCCGGGUCCUGCUCAAGGCGCCCACCUUGGCUGAGAUGGAGGAGAUGAACACAUCUGAGGAGGAAGAGUCUCCGUGUGGGGAGGUGACACUGAAGCGGGACCGCUCUUUCUCGGAGCAUGACCUGGUCCAGCUCCGGAGCGAAGUGGCCUCUGGCCUGCAGCCAGGCACUCAGCCCCAAGGAGGGUUGGAAUCAUCCCGGCCCCGCACGGGCAGCAUGCACGCCUGGAGGCCAAGCACCCAGGAGCAGGGUUCCUUCCCUGUAAGUGUCCAGGUCCAGCCUGACCCUAGCUCUCUACCACACAGUGACCUGGGCUCAGCAGAGGACCAGCCGGAGGCUUCUGCAGCCCCAGACACCAAUCAUCUGUGGCUGGAGUUCAGCCACCCCGUGGAGAGCCUUGCUCUGACCGUGGAGGAAGUGAUGGACGUGCGCCGUGUGCUGGUGAAGGCUGAGAUGGAGAAGUUCCUGCAGAACAAGGAGCUCGUCAGCAGUCUCAGGAAGGGGAAGAUUUGUUGCUGUUGCCGAGCCAAGUUCCCGCUGUUCUCCUGGCCACCCACCUGUCUCUUCUGCAAGAGGGCUGUCUGCACUUCCUGCAGCAUAAAGAUGAAGAUGCCUUCUAAGAAGUUUGCACACAUUCCUGUCUACACGCUGGGCUUUGAGAGUCCUCGGAGGGUGUCGGCUACCAAAACGACGCCGACCCAGAGAAGAGAUGCCUUCCAAUCCCUGCAGGGGCCCCAGUGGCCGAGUGUGGAGGAGGCAUUCCCGCACAUCUACACCCACGGCUCUGUCCUCAAGGACGUCUGCAGUGACUGCACCAGCUUCGUGGCAGACGUAGUGCGCUCCAGCCGCAAGAGUGUGGAUGCCCUCAACACCACGCCUCGCCGCACCCGCCAGACCCAGUCCCUGUACAUCCCUAACACCUGGACUCUCAACUUCAAGUGAUGGCUCUCAGCCUUCCUGCGACAUCUAGCCAGAGGCUUUUCAAGGUGGCCAGACCUCUGAGGAGGAGCCAGGCUCGUCCUGGACCUGGCUGAGAAACUCCCUAUCGUGAGGCACAGCUGCUGGCCUGCCCUCCUAAGUGUGCAUGUACAUAUAUACAUAUAUAGAUACAUUUAUACGAUAUAUACACACAGCCUAUAUAUUUAUAUACAUCUGUCCUGGCCCUAGAGUGUAUUUGGGGUCAGGCUCGCUGCAGGACCCUCCCUGGGGGAGGCUGUUUCCUGUUGGGAGACCUUGGGUGGGAUGGGAGUGGGUUUUCUCACUCGGGAAGGGCAUGUGGGAGAUACAACAGUGGAUUCCAGAUGAUGGGGCUCUGGAGAGACCCCCACCCCCGUUUUUGUUCUUUCCUCCAUCCCAAGGAUGAGAACACGGCAGCUUCCCCUCCCUGGGUAGAUGUCCAGGUUGGGACAGGACACCGUGGUUCCCGGGUAGACGGGAGCAUCCUGCUGGCCUCUGCACUCUGAGCAGGAACCCGGGCAGCAGAGGCCACUGGGGAAGACCGUGAGUGGGCUGAUCUUCUCCUGGUGGGUGUCACGCCCUUCCACUUGGAAGGCCCAAGGCCAAGCUCACUCCUUGCUCCCUGCCCAGCAUCCACGCCCCAGCCGGUAUGCCACAUGGCUGGUGUUGCCAUCCUCACAGACUCAGAGGUCCAGAGAUGGUGCUGGUUCCAGGGCCCUGGCGAUGCUGGGGGUCCCGGUACAGGGAGGAACUCUGUAAAUUUGUACACGAGGCCACUCUUCCCUAAUAAAGGUGGUCUCACCGUC